Molecule: messenger RNA, 570 nt
Organism: Penicillium bovifimosum
Lineage: Eukaryota; Fungi; Ascomycota; Eurotiomycetes; Eurotiales; Aspergillaceae
Exons: 2
Coding region: 1-570 (189 amino acids)
Source: RefSeq, a predicted model, not a curated record
AUGGAAUCCGAUGAAGAAAUAGAACAGCAGGUACUCUACUUUAACACGAUUCCAAUCCAUGCUGAAACUAUCCAACGCCUGCAUCCACGUCGCAAAGUAUAUCGCCUGAAAUUCAAAACAUGCCAGGAUUUACACGGUCUUCCGACCGUUGUAAUCGUCAAAACAAUGAAAGAAAAUUGGCACGAUGAAUUUAAACAGGAGAUAGAAGUCUAUGAGAGACUGAAAAGCCUACAAGGCCGGGUCAUUCCCACUUUUUUCGGCCAAGGGGUUUUCAACGACAGUCCUGCCAUCAUCCUUUCCGAGGUGGUCGGGAAAACACUUCAUGAAAUUGCUUAUAGCGAGGUUCCUAUUUCUGUGGAGGAGAUUCGAUGUCAGCUUGCGAAAGCCAUGCAUCUUAUACAUUCGCAUGGCGCGGAAUACUGGGACCAGCGACUGGACAACUUCUUACUGUGCAACACGGGCGAGAUCAUGAUUGUUGAUUUGGAACAAGUGGUGUUCCCGCCGAAACCUCAGGAUUGGGAGAGGAGUGUUAAUCAUGGGGGGGGUGCGCUGUCUAAUAUAUCUAAUUGA